AGUAAUGAGCGCGUGCGCGCUCCCGCGUGAGGGGUUGAGGUCUCGUGAGGUUAGCACUGUAACACGUUCUGGUUAAACGGGGAUUGCUCUGUCCACCCACAACGGUGUUUGUCAGCAGAAUGAGGAGACAAGAAAACCAGCCUGUCAGACCUACAACGGGCUACCUUCCUGUGCCGCUCUUUAACCAGAGGAAGAGAAACAGAAUUCCUCUGACUUCUGUUCCUUGUGAGAAUGAAUUCUAUUUGCACAGUGAAUAUCCUACAAAAAGCAACUCAUCUGCACAUGAAGGAGCUCCAGAGCAUCGUGAUGGUCCCCCUGUUUCGGCUCACUCAGCUUUUGCAGCUCAAAGCCACCAGUGGAACAAACCAUCUACUCCUCAUUCUAAUCCCUGCCAGCCAUAUGGCAGCAGCAGGCCUUUACUGGGACCCUCCCCUCCUUUGAGGGGCUACGUACCUGUGCCUCAUCCAUACAGAAGUGGAGCCUCCAGAACCAACCAGUCUGAGGACCCUUUUAUAAAACACGAUUCUUUGUCCAGGUCUUAUUCUGGACAGAGAAUGAAUGUUCAAAGCAAAAUGAAAGCUAACGCCGGGCCUUCCCCGAUGUCCCAGCUAUCAUCUUACGAGUCGGCCACAUCCAGUCCCCAGUUUUCCCAGCAGUCUAGAGCUGCACCUCUGUCUGCCCCCAGACAGCCUUAUGCCCAAACUGCACAACCACCAAACAACUCCUGGAAAUUCACCAACAGCUUUGAGUCGCAGACGUCUCCUGUUGUGGAGAAAAAGAAGUCGAACCAGCCUCAAUCUGCUCGACAAGCUAAACCUCGGCCAGAAACCUUUCCAGUCAAACCAGCCAUAGAAAACUCCCUGAGGAUCUUGACUGCAGUGAUCCGCGGAAUGAGACACUGGAGCCAGUUUAAAGACAAAGUCCCGCACCUGUUUGAGAUAUUUGCUACUCUGGAUUCUGCUGUGACACUGGGGCGCUACGGAGCCAAGAACUUCCUCAUGAGAGACGGGAAGGAGGUCCUCCAGUGUGUUUAUUAUGAAACAGAACAGGUUCUGCCCCGUCUGAUCCGUGGACAGGUCCACCGCUGUGUUGGCAGCUAUGACCGAAGCAGAGACGUCCUGAUGUGCGUGUCUGUGCGCGCUGGCCUGCCGUCAGAGCUGAGGAACGCUCAGGAGGCUGUGAAGGCCUGUGAUGCAGAAAUGAGAGCGCUGGUAAAGACGCUCUCUGAGGUUUGAGCGUCAACUGCUCUUGGUAAAGAGUUGUUCUAAGUAGUUGCUGUUUUAAAAAAAAAGUCUGUUUCCGUUCCUGUUUCAUUGCAAACCUCAAUGUUUCUUGUCUACGUUUCAAUUUCUUGUUAAAUUCCCUUGUUCUCCUGACAUAAAUGGUUGUUCUCUGAACAGAUAAAAUUGCAUUUAUGUUGAAUACAGAAAGUAAAGUCUC
Molecule: messenger RNA, 1440 nt
Organism: Oryzias latipes (Japanese medaka)
Lineage: Eukaryota; Metazoa; Chordata; Actinopteri; Beloniformes; Adrianichthyidae
Gene: spata22
Product: spermatogenesis associated 22
Biological process (GO): meiotic DNA repair synthesis; regulation of meiotic cell cycle; homologous chromosome pairing at meiosis
Source: RefSeq, a predicted model, not a curated record